AGGUUCUGUCCUGCUGGGGGAGGGGCAGGCAGAAGCCACAGCAAGGACUGUAUAGGAGAUGGUUCUCGCCAUGCUGGGGGCUCUGUAUCCCAGGGCUGGGCUCAGCCUCUUCCUUUUUUACCUCAUCCUGGCAGGCGCACUCCUUCGACCGCAGCCCCAGAGGUCUCUGCGAUCUGUUCCUGAGGAAUUUUCAGCCCCGCUGGAACUCUCUCAGCCGCUCUCAGGCCUAGUGGAUGACUAUGGGGUCAGACCCAAGCACCCGUGGCCACGAGGGCCCCGACCCCUUCUCUCUCAGGCCCAGCAGCGCAAGCGGGACGGGCCCAACAUGGCUGACUAUUACUACGAUGUGAAUCUGUGAUGGGAACCCCACAUAAAGCUAUUCUGGGCAGCAAA
Messenger RNA from Peromyscus eremicus (cactus mouse), 393 nucleotides. RefSeq names its product Frey regulator of sperm-oocyte fusion 1 (gene Frey1). Lineage: Eukaryota; Metazoa; Chordata; Mammalia; Rodentia; Cricetidae. The record is from RefSeq and is a predicted model, not a curated record. The coding region runs from base 59 to 358 and encodes 99 amino acids. The transcript is spliced from 3 exons.